This is a messenger RNA of Fonsecaea nubica, 1044 nucleotides long. RefSeq lists its product as hypothetical. Gene Ontology annotation, biological process: regulation of mRNA processing; protein phosphorylation; spliceosomal complex assembly. The transcript is spliced from 4 exons. The record is from RefSeq and is a predicted model, not a curated record. Lineage: Eukaryota; Fungi; Ascomycota; Eurotiomycetes; Chaetothyriales; Herpotrichiellaceae. The coding region runs from base 1 to 1044 and encodes 347 amino acids. Gene Ontology annotation, molecular function: protein kinase activity; ATP binding.
AUGGUGCUCCUUCAGUCCUGCGGCACCUCUGCUGAUGGUUCGAACAGCGAUCCUGGAUUUGCAGCCGUCAAAGUCUGCACUCGAGAAAGUGCCCAAUCUACCCGUCUUUACCGAGAACUCCAGUUUUACGAGCACGUCAGCGUUCUCAACUCGCACCACGGUGGUCAAGCUUAUAUCCGCGGAUUACUCGAAACAUUCGCCAUCAACGGCCCUGCUGGUCAACACUUGUGCCUCGUCCACCCUCCGAUGCACAUGACUAUUCAAGAACUGCAGCUUCAGAAUCCAUCACAUCGUCUCAAUGAGCAGAUUUUGAAGUGGACUCUAGUUAAUUUGUUCCGUGCCCUGUCUUUCCUACAUGAUGAAGCCAGGGUGAUGCACGCAGAUAUCAAUCUAUCAAACGUUAUGCUGACAAUUGGCGAUAAGUCCUUGCUCUCGGACUUUGAAGACGAAGAAAGUCAAGACCCAUCGCCCACCAAAGUGAUUGAUGACGUCCGCACAAUCUAUGGCUCUCGCCAGCUGGGUCUUCCGAAGACUGGCCUGUGGGGCCAGCCGGUCCUGUGUGACUUUGGAGAAGCUCGAAUUGGGGAGUUCCAUGGAGGACUCAUUCAGCCCGAGUUAUAUCGUGCUCCUGAAGUGUUAUUCAAUAUGACGUGGAACUCGAGCGUUGAUAUUUGGAAUGUUGCUGUUAUGAUAUGGGAUCUGUUCGAAGACCGACACUUAUUCCAUGCUCUGGACGAGAAUGGAGAAUCAUCAGCAACCCACCAUAUCGCGGAAAUGGUCGGUUAUCUGGGCUUCCCGCCUCUUGAGUACCUGCAACGAAGCCAAGUCACACAGAAGGUCUUUGAUGAGCAAGGCCGCUGGAAGGGAGCCGGAGGGGUCGAUAUCCCAUCACACUCGCUUGAAGAGUCAGAAAACGGCCUGAGUGGUGAAAACAAACAAAGGUUUCUCACAUUCGUGAGAUCCAUGCUUAGAUGGGUGCCCGAGGAGAGAAAGGGAGCCACCGAACUGCUCGAAGAUCCGUGGUUGAAGAAGGAAAUUCCGUGA